Molecule: messenger RNA, 591 nt
Organism: Ascochyta rabiei
Lineage: Eukaryota; Fungi; Ascomycota; Dothideomycetes; Pleosporales; Didymellaceae
Exons: 1
Coding region: 1-591 (196 amino acids)
Source: RefSeq, a predicted model, not a curated record
AUGUCAGUAACCCCAGCGUCUUACGCUCGGGAGCGUCCCGACAGGAGUGGGAUCGAUCUACCAAUCAUUGCCGAACCAGAGGCAGAGGCAGAGGCAGAGGCAGAGGCAGAAGAGCGCGGUCGUCUGAAGCGGCGCCGGAUGUCCUCACACUCCCCUGCUCGAGCUGCCUCACCUUCUCGAGGGCACGACCGUGACAGCGGCUCUCGGCACCGACACCACCACCGCAACCACCAUCGCGAUUCUGAAUCAGCAAGUAUGACACCACCCCCCUCCGUGCAGAAGAAGCAAAGACGACGCAGCGACGCCGAGCCUGAUCAUACGUUCCGAGGGCGAGCUCGCAAUCGCAGCCGCAGCCGAGAGCGGACUGGAAGCCCGAUAUUCGAAGACGAUGACGACGAUGCAGGCGAAGAGGAAGUGAGAGAGCUCAGGAAGAGAGCGCAGCCGCCAAGCCGCCCUAGAGCGGACGCUGAAGAGGACGAGGGUGAGCUGCGCAGGCAGAGAAGUUAUUCCCACCUGCACCGGAAGGACUCGAAGAGUGAAGUGGAGAAGAGCGACGCCAAACGCCCGCAUCCCCUCAGACAGGAGCUCUGA